AUGGAAUCACGUACUACUCGAAAAAAAACUUCUAUCGAUAUCCCUGAUACCAUAUCCACCCGUACUCGAAGUCAAUCUCGAACUAACUCAAAUACACAAAAUACUUCUACACAGAGCGCAGAUAGCCAGAAUAUCACGCAGCAUAUAUACAGUACACAGAAUAUAAAUAGUAUUACACCACCACCAUCCUCACAGAGUUCCGUCGUUGAAGCAUCCGAGUUAAUUGAUAGUCAAAGCGUCGCUGUAACAAGGGGCAGAAGAAAGUCUACGUCUUCUUCUAUAAGACAGGCUGAAGGAUCGGCCGAUACGAUCUCAACUCCAACACCUUCAAGAAGAUCAUCCCGAUCAGAUAGAUCGACUACUCGCUCACCGAUCGCUCUGACAGUCUCAUCAUCUACUUCCUCCACUCGGAAAGGCAAAGCAAAAUUAAACCAAUCAACUACUACAACAUCCCGCAUCACUCGAAGUCAGGCACGAGAAUUUGAACAGACAGCAGAAGAACUUGAACAAUCAAGAGAUAAAGGGAAAAGAAAGAAGGAAGAGUACUUGUCUGAAAGUUCCGAAGAAAGAUCACCUGACAGAAGCGUAACAAAAAGAUCAAGACUAAGUAGAACUAAUUUGAACAGAAAGGAAAUAAUUGCCGAUACAGUACCAGCAGCAUCACCCGAAGCAAGCAGUAGUGCUGAUACUCGUGAAUCAAGGCCACUAAGACGCAGUUCUGAUUCGAAGUCAACGCCGUCCAAGACGGCAGAACUUGAGAAUACUGCCAUGGAAGCUGUUCCAACACCUACGCCAGCAAGUCAAACACAUACCGCUUCAUCUUCUUCCACUUUAUUACCAGCGACAACCGACGAACCAACCAAUCCCUCAAACUCUCUUCAAACAUCUUCAUCCGAAGACCACCAUGCAGAGGAAAUGGAUGACAUGUCUUCUGAAGAUGCUUCUUCUCCAUCUAAUUCCCACUCUCGCCCCACCGGCCUUUUUUCUCUGAAUCCUCCUCGCACUUCUUACAUUCCUUCCACAUCCUCAGCUUCUUCAGACCUAAUUUCUCGCCUACGCGAUCCCGAACAACAAUUAAUUGCUCUCCAUAGUCUUUCAGAACGUAUAGCUAUGGCUCAAAGUGAAGAUCAGAUAACAAGUACUAUGAACAUCGACGCAGUUAUUAGAGAAUUGGUUGCAAUAUUGAGGAGAGAGGUGUCAGAUGAAGGUGCAAAAGGAAGCGAAAUACCGAUUUUUGUUUGCAGAUGCUUGGCAAAUUUGGUUGAUUUAUUCCAGAAUUCGGCGGAGAGGGUUAUUAGUGCGGGUGUUAUACCGGUUUUGUGUUCUUGUUUGGUCAUUGACCAAGAAGCGUUGGAUUUUUAUAUUGAUCUACCGGAGAGCGCGAUUAAUGCCCUGCUAAAGCUCUCAACACGAAAAUCAUGUACGUCUCAAAUAGUACGAGAAGGUGGUUUGUCCGCGCUUGCUCUUGUCAGUUUUCUCGGCUCUUCCGGCCGAGAUUAUAUCAAUCUACUGGCAAAUUGUGCCGAGAACUUUCCUACCGAUUGUUUCAAUGUCGUAAGGGAUAACAUAAUUCCGAACUUGAAUGAGUUUCUGUGUUUCUCGGAUCCUCGCGCGGUGGAACAAGCAUGUUUGGCCGUUUCUAGACUUGUAGAUAGUUUUAGACAUAAGCGAGAGGAAUUGGAGGCAAUCAUAUCUGACGGUGUCCUAAGAAAAAUUAUCGAUUGCAUUCGACCGAACAGCAACACCAGAAUGAGCCCAUCGACAAUAGUUCAUAUAUGGCGCAUGCUAAGCAUCGUGGCACACGAAUCUCCAAAGAUUGCUACCUCUCUUAUAGACAAUGAGAUAAAAUUAGACGGUGAUGUCACAUUCCUCGACAUCCUUUACGAAGCUCUCACUGGAUUUAAUCCUAACGCUGUAGGGGUACAACUUCAAGUGCCCAAGAACCAAAGUCAAUUUAGAGAAAUAUUAGGAGUUAUUUCAGAGUUAUUGCCCGCUUUGCCAACAAAUUUAAGUUUGCAUCACGACAUUCCAAUAAGUAACCCAUCCUCUCAAUCGGCAUCAGAUGAACGAAAUUCUAUCGAACUUCAUCUACAAUUACUCACAUCGAAACGUGGUCGUAUGCACGAAUUUGGCAAAACAUUUUUGCCGACUUUGAUUAAUGUUUACAAUUCAACUGUUAACGCAACUAUAAGAUUAAGGAUCGUUGUCGCUUUGGCAAAGACAGUGCACUACUUUGAUGAAGAAAUACUAAAUGAUAUUUUGCAGAACGUCAGCUUUGCUGUAUUCUUAAGUGGAAUUUUACAAGAACAACAAGAAGCAACUUUAGUUAUAAAAGCUCUCCAACUUGCAGAACUGCUGAUGCAAAAACUACCUGCUCAUUACGAGAAACAAUUCUUCCGUGAAGGCGUCAUGCAUGAAAUUGCUAAACUGGCCGAUACACCAGAAAGCGGCGUACCGCACAAUAGUUCUAGAUUCUUAGAUGAACUGGUAAAGGCAACGUCAGCGCAAGACGUUGCUGUGAAGUUACUACAAAGUACAUUCCCUGCCUUACACUCCCGCCGACUCGCUUCCUCCAGAGUCUCUACCGAGCGUGGUCUUGGGUCACGAGAUUCCCGAGCAUGGAUAAUUCAUCGCGCACGCUGUUUUCGUGAAGGUUACAUCAAAGAUAACAAGGACUUUAGUCAUCUAAUUAACGAUCUAAAGGCAUAUGCUGCAGCUUUAAAAGGUACAAAAGAGGAACCGACAGCUGAGAGUACAUUGAAAAAAAUUGCAACCUUGUUUUCGGAUUCAGCGAGUAGUAUUUCGUCAUUUGAGCUUGUGAAUAGUGGGCUUAUGGAAGGGCUGUUGGAAUAUUUAACUUCGACGCAUGAAACCGAACUAAGUUCUGUCAAUGACCGCCGGCGAACAUUUUUACACGUUUUCCUCGGAGGAAUGGACCCCAAAAAGGCCAAGCAAGGUUUGGCUAUUCUUCUUGAUCCCGAUUUCCAACAUGAACGAUCUCCUGUUUGCCCGGCUCAUAAUAUUACUACGGGAUCGAUAGGAGCAUUUGAACUGUUGGCAAAGCGACUACAAGAAAGUUUGAAUCGGUCAGAGCGGUUUGAGGUUACUACUGCUUUUCAAACUAUGAGCAUCGACCUAAUACGGAACCCGACAGGAAUUCUGGCUAAGCAUCUUAAAUUGAGAUUAAUUUCACUUGAUAAUGAGAACGCGCGAAAAAUAUCAAUACAAUCACUAGUUCCAUUUAAGGCUAUUGAAGAAUGGCUUAUGUGGAGGAUUGAUUCGGCGAGGAACAGAGCACAGGAAAACACAGACGUGAAUGCUAGCGCCAGUGCAACCAUAGGUGCUGGAACAAGUAAUGGUAAUGACAAUGCUUCUGACGGAAACGUACUUACAAGAAGCAAUAAUACUACAACAAGUGAAGCUAUAUCAGUAGAGGCUGGAAGUUCCAUCAAUACUGCAUCAGUCGCGGAACAGCUUGUCGCAGACAUUCUUGCAUCUUCAGUAUCAAGUCGACGUCGACCCGGUCGUGAAAUUAACACUAGCGGAAAUCAGGUUCCACCUAACCUUGGAGAAGAUACCCCGUUUAAUGAAGAUAUAGAGUUUGCUUAUCUUCGACGAGAUGCUGACUCGGAUCAUGAUGAUAUGCAUGACAUGAACGACAGUGCUGAAGAUCCAUUACCAACAACGACUUCAAGACCAUCGUCAGUACCAUCAACCUCAACGAAUCAACGACAUCGCUACUCUACCCAUCCCGGUUGGCAAAAACCCAAAGACUGGCACAUAGAAUUUUACAUUGAUGGUACACGCAUCAAUCCCAACACUCGCGUAUAUGCGGCUAUUCAUCGUCAUCGACAGCGUACUUUAGUAGAAACCCGCUUCUGGGAAACAACUCACGAAAUCAAAUAUCGUCGAGUAGAAGGCCCCCCUUCUAUGGAAGAAGAGAAGCCCGAGCCUCUCGACCCAAAUGAUGUCAAUACCCAAUUACUAAACCUCCUUAGAGCUCUAUUCGAACUAAAUGAGAAAUGGGACGAGAUAUAUACCGAAGGAGAUCUGACAAUUGCAAAGAUAGAACGACGGUCUGUGACAGAUUUUAUUAAUCACAAGCUUACAGCAAAAUUUGAACGGCAAAUGGAAGAACCAUUGAUCGUGGCAUCCAAGGCAUUACCAUCAUGGUGUUUUAAUCUUGCGAGGGAAUAUCCGUUCUUGUUUCCGUUUGAAACGCGACAUACAUUUUUGCAGAGCACAUCAUUUGGGUUUACGAGGAUGUGGAAUAGGUGGCAUGCUCAUAACAAUCGGGGACAUGGGCAUCAAGAGCAGCGGCGGGAAGAGAUAGGAAGUAGGUUGAGAAUAAAGACACGAAUAACAAGAGCAAAUAUGUUGCAAACUGCAUUUGAAGUGAUGAAGAGGUUUGGUACUAAGGAUUCUGUGUUGGAGGUUGAGUAUUACGACGAGAUAGGGAGUGGAUUGGGUCCUACACUUGAAUUUUACUCUACUAUAUCAAAGGAGCUCUGCAAAAAAUCUUUGAGAAUGUGGAAAAACUACUCUGAUGAUGGCGAUAUCUAUGUUAAUUCGCCAACAGGACUAUACCCAAUGCCAAUGAGUCCAGAAUUGACUAGUAGUGAGAAUGGAAAAAAGAUAAUUAAUUUAUUUAAGUUCGCUGGUCAAUUUGUAGCAAAAGCGAUGGUAGACUCAAGGAUCAUAGAUAUACCAUUUAAUCCAAUAUUUUUGAAAAAAGUACUUAGGGAAAGUGUCCCACAUACGUUAAGGACAUUAAGGCAAAUCGAUGAAUACUGGAGUAAUUCACUGGGCAGUCUGAAAGCCUCGAAAGGCUGGGGAACAAAUUCGCUUGGCUUGCAAUUCACGCUGCCAGGAUGUGACAAUUUUGAAUUAAUAUCAAACGGCUCUAAUAUUGAUGUUACUCCGGCAAGUAUCCAACAGUACACCGACGCUGUCAUAUCGGCCGUGUUGGAUCCCGGUGUUGAGAAGCAAGUGCAGGCAUUCAGGGAAGGGUUUAAUCAAGUGUUUCCAAUUGACGAUUUGAAGAUAUUUACUACAAGUGAAUUGGUGGCAUUGUUUGGUAACGAAGAAGAAGACUGGUCAAUAGAAACUAUGAGAGACAGUUUCAACGCGGACCAUGGAUAUAGUAUGAACAGUCCGGCUAUCAGGAAUUUACUCGAAAUACUAUCUGGGUUCAACGUAGAAGAACGUAGAUUAUUUUUGCAAUUUGUCACAGGUAGUCCGAGACUACCGAUUGGAGGAUUUAAGAAUAUGAGACCUGUGUUAACGAUUGUAUGCAGAGGCAGUGAUCAGAAUUCACCUGAUGAAUCCUUACCAUCGGUCAUGACAUGUCAGAAUUAUCUCAAAUUACCUGACUAUCCAACGAAAGAAAUUAUGCGCGAAAAACUAUGUUACGCAAUGAGAGAAGGACAGGGAAGUUUCCAUUUGUCGUAG
Molecule: messenger RNA, 5451 nt
Organism: Paraglomus occultum
Lineage: Eukaryota; Fungi; Glomeromycota; Glomeromycetes; Paraglomerales; Paraglomeraceae
Source: the annotation of a GenBank genome assembly